CAACAAACAAAAGACUUGCAAAAACAACUGUGGCUGCAGUUUGAAACUCAGAAACGCGUUGUUUUCCUUUGUUGCUAGACCUAUAAUCGCAUAGCAUAGCAUAUUAUCGGUAACAUUUUUGAAACAAGGCGAUUGAAGUGAAAAUAUUUGAUAAUAUACAGUUUACCUGGACAUUAAACCAGUUGUGUGACUCAUCAAAAUUACAAAGGCAAUUAUUGCAAUGGCCGCCAAGAACAACAGCAACAAUGAAAUUGAGUCUACGGACCAGGUUGGCAUACGUCGUGCCGUUGAGGUAGCUACAAAUACAGACGAUUCUACUGAUGCCUUUGGUUCAGUUGGUGGCAGCAACGGCCCUACUACCAGCGCAGGCUAUCACAAUAACAGUUAUGGCAGUGGCGCCAUCGGCCAGUUGGCCUCCAAUGGCUACAGCUCCUCCAGCUAUCAAAAGUAUAUAGCCAAAAUGGUAACAGAUCGUCAUGCAGCUGAGUAUAAUAUGCGUCACAAAAAUCGUGGCAUGGCAUUGAUCUUCAAUCACGAGCAUUUUGAUGUGCCCACGCUCAAGUCACGCGCUGGCACCAAUGUGGACUGUGAGAAUCUAUCGCGUGUGCUCAAGCAGAUGGAUUUUGAUGUGACAGUCCACAAGGACUGCCGCUACAAGGAGAUUUUGCGCACAGUGGAGUAUGCAGCAUCGCAAAAUCAUGAGGACAGCGACUGUAUAUUGGUGGCCAUUCUUUCGCAUGGUGAAAUGGGUUACAUAUAUGCAAAGGAUAUGCAGUACAAGCUGGACAAUAUUUGGAGUCACUUUACUGCCAAUCACUGCCCAACGCUUGCCGGUAAACCCAAACUAUUUUUCAUUCAAGCCUGCCAAGGUGAUCGGCUGGAUGCGGGCGUCACCAUGCAGCGCGGACGCACCGAAACUGAUGGCGACUCUUCCAUGAGCUACAAAAUACCCAUACAUGCGGACUUUCUCAUUGCCUACUCCACCAUACCGGGAUUCUACUCGUGGCGUAAUACCACACGUGGCAGUUGGUUUAUGCAGAGCCUGUGUGCCGAGCUGGCCGCCAAUGGCAAACGCCUGGACAUGCUCACUCUCCUUACGUUUGUCUGCCAACGUGUUGCCGUUGACUUUGAGUCCUGCACUCCAGAUACACCCGAAAUGCAUCAGCAGAAGCAAAUACCCUGCAUUACUACAAUGCUAACACGCAUUCUGCUCUUCAACGAUAAACAAAAGGCCCCGGCUGGUCGGGCCUGAUGGUCUUGGUUAUGGAGCUGACUAACCAAACGAUUUUUAUACUCUAUUAAGCUAUAAAUGCUCUUAAACUUUUUUCAUAUUUUUAUAGUAUUCUAUAAGCAUAAAGCGGCAUUUAUGACCACCGAACCUGCCAGCACUAUCGAUCUUGUCCAUAGCAUAAGUGUAGUUUACAGUAACCGUUCACUAAUUCAAAACUUUUAAAUUUAUUUCAAAAUUAUUUCCUAUUAAUGCUAUUUAAAUUAGAGGUAUUCCUGAAUUGCUUGUGAUUUUAGAAAUAUUUCCCAUUGUGAUCAAUUAUGCCAUUUACAAAGACUAAAAAAUUCGUAAUCUAUACCAUUUAUACAUUUAUAUUUGUUUAAAACUUUUAAUUAGAUUAGUAUGCACGUUAGCGAACGGCGACUGUAUGUCUACAUAAUUUUUACUACUAUUCAGCAUAUAUAUACUUUUUAUGUCACAACUAUUUAUCCAAAGUAAUUUAGACAAUAUAGCAACGUUUUGUAUUGCAAAUAAAGCGCAUGUACAACUGAAAAAAAAAAAAAACACGACCUUCCGCUCUGACC
Molecule: messenger RNA, 1812 nt
Organism: Drosophila busckii
Lineage: Eukaryota; Metazoa; Arthropoda; Insecta; Diptera; Drosophilidae
Gene: Drice
Product: caspase
Exons: 1
Coding region: 221-1252 (343 amino acids)
Biological process (GO): apoptotic process; proteolysis
Cellular component (GO): cytoplasm
Source: RefSeq, a predicted model, not a curated record